This is a messenger RNA of Eimeria necatrix, 1482 nucleotides long. RefSeq lists its product as hypothetical. Gene Ontology annotation, biological process: protein ubiquitination. The transcript is spliced from 8 exons. Gene Ontology annotation, cellular component: Cul4A-RING E3 ubiquitin ligase complex; membrane. Lineage: Eukaryota; Apicomplexa; Conoidasida; Eucoccidiorida; Eimeriidae. The record is from RefSeq and is a predicted model, not a curated record. The coding region runs from base 1 to 1482 and encodes 493 amino acids.
AUGACUGGACCAGGAGCAGCAGCAGCAGCAGCAGCAGCAGCAGCCGCGGCAGCAGCAGGGACAGAGCAGCAGCCAGUCGCCGCUGCUGCCGCAGCAGCAGCCUGCAGCACCGGCAGCCCUGCUGCAGCUCUUCCCCCCCGGAGGCCCUUGCAGCCCCCCCCCCAGCAGCAGCAGCAGCAGCAGCAGCAGCAGCAGCAGCAGCGGGGGGGGCCCCCCGGGGGGCCCCCUGGGGGCCCCCACUCAGCAGAACAAGUUGUCCUUUCUGACACAACCAGCGGGGCGUGGGCGCAUGCGGAGGAACACGAGCUACAGCAGCAGCAGCCGCAGCAAGAGCAGCAGCAGCAGCAGCAGCAGCAGCAGCAAGAGCAAGAACAGGAGCAGCAAGGAAGGGAGCACCUCGUGCAGCAACAAGACCAGCGGCAAGAGCAGCAGCAAGAACAGCAGCGAGAGCAGCAGCAACAACAGCAGCAAGAGCAGCAGCAAGAGCAGGACGACGCCUCACCUAAGUCUGGUCAUCAGCUGCAGCAGCAGCAGCAGCAGCAGCAGCAGCAGCAGCAGCUGCAGCAGCAGCAGCAGCAACGAGAAGCAGCCAGUUCUGGUGUCCUGGCUCAGCUGUCGACCACUUCUGCGCUGCAGGAGUCAACAGAAGUAGAGAAGGCAGCAGCAGCUCCUGCUGCUGCUUCUGCUGCUGCUGCUGCUGCUGCUGCUGCUGAAGAGCUAAAAUCUAGAGAGACACAAAGUGAGACAGAAGAAAAACAAAUGGAGACAGAAAAAGAGACAGAAGAAGAUAUCAAAACUUGGUGGCAAAUAUGCCCCUUAUCCAAGUGGCUGCUGCUGCUGUUUUUGUGGCUGGCGGACGUGGGCCUCGCUGUCGUCAGGGGCAGCAAGUACUCCAGGAUGCACAUUGUGCCGUUUUGCGGGUGGGAGUACUGGCUGCUGUACGUGUGCGGCGCGCUGCUGCUGCUGCUUGCUGCUGCUUACCAAGGCUUGCUGCUGGUGUUAAGAGACAAAAAAAGAGCAGCAGCAAAUGGACCCCACAUCAAAGGAGACAUUAUUUUCACUAAGAGAAUAGCCCUCAGGUUCUACCUCCAAAGCAUCUCCGCAGGCAUCGUCGGAGGCAUUGUGGGGAUCGGAGGGUCGAUGGUGAUGGGCCCGUUGAUGCUUUCGCGGGGCAUGCUGCCAGCUGUAGUGACAGCUGUCAACACUGCUGCAGUGCUCAGCAGCAGCAGCAGCGCAGCAGCAAAAACUCUCAUCAGCGGAGCAGUUCCUUGGGACUAUUGUCUUCUUUUCUUUUGUCUUUGCUUCGCCGCCGCCCUCGCCGGCAAGUUCCUCGUCGACAAAGUCGUUAAACGGAAGAAAGCCGACCACUAUUUGGUCUUGUUCCUCCUCGCCAUGAUCUUCGGUUCCAUGGCAUGCAUGCUCGUUUCAGGUAUUACUGCCAUUGUCAGAAACGACAGACAAACUUUCCAGGGGCCCUGCUGA